AGAGUACCAGUCACUUGCAAAACCAAAAGCCCACCAACGACCGGAACGAAGGGACGAUAACGAGUUACGAGACCACCACGCACGAUACGCUACAUACCUGACAUAACGACCCACGAACCUACGAACCGAAACGAGCAUUCCAAUACUCGCACACGAGACAUCACAACCUACUACACAACACAAUUGCAUCGAGAGAAGCAAAACAAAAACAAAAACAAUGGACUUCGCACCUUACCAAGCCGCACCUCCCGAGCAUGGGCGCACCAUCUCACCACCCGACUCCACCUCCUCCCCACGCACAUCAUGGGACUACGGCCGCCGCUCUUCCUACUCCCCCGGCAGCGGAAACAAGUACCAACAGCGACCGGCGCAGGUAUCGCCUCCGCCACUUCUACACCCGCAACCACAUCGUGCUUGGUCGGGUGAGGGCAUCAGCAGGUAUCAGAGUCCGGGUGCUACUCCUGGCACCGCCAAUGGGAUCGGUAGUGGCAUUGGGUUCAGCAAUGGGAGCGGCAGUGGUGGAGGAGGAGGAGGAGUAGGAGGAGGUAUGGGCGACUAUUUCAAUGCGCUGGGCGCUCGAGAGGGGAUGGUGUCUGAGUUUGAUACGAGCUUGGGGUUGAGGCUAGAUUAUGAAGCUUGUUUGGCGUAUUUGGCGGUGCCGCCGCUGGGAGCGAUUUUGCUGUUGAUUUUGGAGCGGAAGAGUGAUUUUGUUAGGUUCCACGCAUGGCAGUCCAGUCUGCUUUUUACGGCGGUGUUUGUGCUUCAUUUGUUGAUUUCUUGGUCGAGUUUCCUUAGCUGGGUGUUAUUUCUAGCGGAUUUAGCGUUGGUAGGAUGGCUGGUUGUUAAUGCUUAUAGGGACGCCGACACGUUAGACAGAUACGAAGUACCGAUUUUUGGGCCGAUAGCAAGCGGGAUCUUGGACGACGAGUAGGUUGUGGUGGUGGUGGUCAUUGAUGUUAAGGGAGAUCGGGAUACCUCCCGCAUCGUGGU
Neurospora tetraspora is the source of this 990-nucleotide messenger RNA. RefSeq lists its product as uncharacterized. Bases 218 to 931 code for a protein of 237 amino acids. The record is from RefSeq and is a predicted model, not a curated record. NCBI's taxonomy places the organism in Eukaryota, Fungi, Ascomycota, Sordariomycetes, Sordariales, Sordariaceae. The transcript has 3 exons.